CACAACAAACAUGGCGGCUAGAUACGGUUGAGCACAAACAAGCGCCGGAUAUUCUCUGAACCCGUUUUUAAUCACAGAUACCCGAUAACAGCACUCAUCUCCGUGUCUUGUUCUCAGGAUGGAGUCUGCCUCGUUCACCGAGGAAGUUUCCGAAAGAAAAGUGUGUAUUGUAGGAUCGGAGCUGGUGGAAAACUACACGGCCUACAUCAUCGAGGUGACGGACGGGGAACACAGAUGGACUGUAAAACACCGCUACAGUGACUUUCAUGACCUUCAUGAGAAGCUGACAGUGGAGAAGAAGGUGGACCGACAUCUGCUUCCCCCUAAGAAGAUGCUGGGUAAGAACUCCAGGAGUCUGGUGGAGCGGCGGCAGAAGGAGCUGGAGCUCUACCUUCAGACGCUACUGCUGCAGUUUCCACAGGCCACACCUACACCGCUCACUUCCUUCCUGCACUUUCAUCUCUAUGAGAUCAAUGGCAUCACAGCUGCACUGGCAGAGGAACUGUUCCACAAAGGUGAGCAGCUGCUCCAGGCUGGUCAGGUGUUUUCCCUGUCUCCUCUGCAGCUUUACUCCGUCUCCCAGCAGCUUCGUCUGGCCAAACCCACUUGUUGUAACGGAGACGCCAAGACCGACCUGGGACACAUCCUGGAUUUCACUUGCAGACUGCGGUACCUCAAGAUUUCUGGUACCAGAGGUCCAGUAGGAACCAGUAACAUCCAGGAGAAUAGCCUCCCCUUUGACCUGUCUGUCUUCAAGUCACUGCUGCAGAUAGAGAUCAGAGAGUGUUGGUCCAACCACAUCGGAGGUCUGUCGUCUUUGAGGCCGACUGUGGAGACUCUGAGUAUUCAUGGCUCCACUGACACCAUGAUGUCGAUCCUGGUCCCAGAGUCCAGGGAGUUCUCUCAGUGGGAGGCUGAGGGCGCUGAGUCUGGCUGUCCCGUCACCGCUGUCAUCCCUGUUUGGAGGAAACUGACCACUCUGGACAUGAGCCACAAUAACAUCAGCUGCAUUGACAGCUCAGUGAAACUGAUUCCUAAGGUGGAGUUUCUGGAUCUGAGUCAUAACCAGCUGUCUUCAGUGGAAAACCUUCAGCACCUGUACAACCUGGUCAAUGUGGAUUUGUCUUAUAACAAUCUGUGGACGCUGGAAGCUGCUCACACUUGCCUGGGAAACAUUAAAACUAUGAGCCUGGCGGGGAACCAGCUGGACAGUCUGAGCGGCCUCACCAAGCUCUACUCUCUGGUCAACCUGGACCUGAGCCACAACCAGCUCACACAGUUGGUGGAAAUCAGGAAUAUUGGUUCUCUUCCCUGUUUGGAGAAACUCAACCUGUCCAGUAACCCAAUGUGCAUCAUCCCAGACUACAGAACCAAGGUCCUGGCCCAGUUUGGAGACCGAGCAGCAGAGGUUUGUUUGGAUGGUAAAGUGACAACUGAAAAGGAACUGGACACAGUGGAAGUGUUGAAGGCCAUCCAAAAAGCCAAAGAAGUCAAAGACAGGAUGAGCAGUAGCGAUAAGAAGAUCAGUGAGGAGUCCAUGCUGUCAGCCCCGCCCUCGCACCUUGGCUCCUCCUCCUCCUCUGAUGUUGCUCCUCCUGCUGUCACCUCCUCCUUUUCUUCCUCUUCCUCCUCUUGUGUAGCCCAGCUGUCUGCCUCCCCCAGCCAAGAUGUGACAAACAGAGAAGAAACGGCAGUUUACCCUAGUGUCCUCCCCCCAGCUGAGGCCCCUCCCCCUGCCCCCACAAGAUCUAAUACUAAUAUACAUCACUUGUCUGUUGCCCCCACACAGAUUCAGCAUUGUGAUGAACACACACAGCGAGCAGCGCCAACACCAUCUAUCUGCGGCAUCUGCUCAUCUUCCUCAUCCAAACCAGCUGAUACCAGAUGCUCCCUCUGCAGCGCCCCCUACUGUCCUCUACUUUCACAGCUCCUCCUCUCCCUAUCCUUUUCCAACAAAGACUUCAUUUCCCAGCUGUCCUGGCUUCUCAGAUGUACACUAAUGGAGAGGAAGAACAUGGAGGAGGAGGAAAGAGAGAAAAAGAGAUGUGACACCCAACAUACUGACCUCCCCCCAGAGGAGGCGGAGACAUGUCCCAGUCCAGGGUCCAGGGAUGGGUACUUUGAGAUGGACCUGGGUGACUCUGUGGAGGAGCCUCUUUGCUCCUCCUCCACUUCGCCCUCUGAUCAUCCUGCAGAGGAACAUCCAGGCCCCCAGGGAGCGCUGCAUGAGGAGGCGGAGGACCCAGAUGUGCACAUCAGCAGCAUUCUGUGGUGUUACUGUGUGCAGGUGGAUGAAGAAGUGGAGCAGAGGAAGGCCUGUCUGGUGCUGACAGACCAGUGGCUGGGACUCCUUUAUCUGUCACAUGAAGUCACAUGGACCAUUCAGCAGGCAGAUAAAUGGAAGCAAGACCAAGAUGGGAGUGUAUCUGUGGACCAGCUUCUGUCCGGUCUGCAGGUCCACCUCCUCCUGCCUUAUUCCCAGAUGUGGUUUUCCUCUGAUCCUCACUUCCCCGACCUCUGCCUGGCCUUCGGUCUUCAGUCUGGAGUCACACGAUGGUAUUUAUUCUCAGAGGCUGGAGAACUCAGUCGGAUCAGGACAGCGCUGAUCCAGGUGGAUGUGCAGGCACACUCACCCUCUCCACUCCUCCCACCCUCCCUGUUCAACUCCUGGGAGGUGGAGGAGAGUCAUGGAGCUCAGAGGGGUUACUGUGCCUUCGUCCUCCCACCUCCCUCACAGGACCCCCGCCCUCUCCUCUCAGACAUCUUACCCCACCCAGAUAAGCCCUACCUCCCCUCUCUGCUCUUCCUGACCCACCGACAUCUGUGGGUAGUGAAGGUGGACUUUAACCAGUUGGCAGAGCACAACCAGAGCAGUGGUAGCCUUCAUCCCUCCACCUCCACCUCCUCCUGGUGCAGGCUGGUUCGUUUGCCUCUUGGCUCAGUGAUCCUUCAGGUCAAGGACAAAACCACCAACAUUCCUUGUUCUGAUCAGAGACACCAUCAGCGGUGGAGCCAUGCUGUAACUGUGAUGCUGGGCGGUUGGAGGCUGCUGCUGCUCUUUACUUUGUCCCAGGACAGGAGCUCAUUUGUGGGUGAGCUGAGCCAGUACAGAGCAUCUCUGGGGGGGCUGAAGGUGGUAGCGCUCCCCCAGCCCUGUAGAACCUACAUGUAUCAGCAACAACACACACAAGGUGGGUCCAGGUCCAGGGAGCAGUGCUGUUUUAGCAAGAGGGGACCAGGCUCCAGCAGCUGGGACUCCUCCUGUCUUCAGAUGGAGGUCAACCACCCGCUGCCUCACCUUCACCCUGGUCUGUCACCAGGACUGAAGCUCCUGGCUGGGCUGGAUGGUCAGGAGCUGCUGGCCUACUUCCACAGAUACAUCGCACAGACUCAGGUGGAGGAGCUGAGGCAGGUCCUGUGGCUCUCUGUGGUUCUUUACACCUGUCCAGAGGUUGAACUCACCUGUUGUCUGCUGCUUUCCACUGGUGCCAUCUACUUCCUGUUGGAGGACUCCGCCUCCACCCUCAGUCAUCACUCAGGUGUUGUUAUAACAGACUGUGGAGAUCCAGAUAUCUGUUUGUGCUGCUGUCUAUCCAUCAAUCUUUCUGAGCUACUGUCUGUCAACGUAGGAUUGUUUGAUCAGUACUUCAGGGUCGUAGGUCGUUCGGCUGAUCACAUCAUCUGCUGCCUCAGCAGAGACAGUUACGGUACAGGUUUGUUCCUGCAGGAGUUGAUGUCGGUUCUGAGUCUGUUGCAGCAGCUCCCACCUCCGGAACCAUCUGAACUGGACUUCUAUUCCCAGUUCACUAGCACCGCCACAGGGAAGAUGCACAACUAUGAGCUGGUCCACAGCAGCAGGGUGAAGUUCAUUUACCCUAGUGAGGAGGAGAUGGGAGACCUGACCUUCAUCGUGGCAGAGAGAAAGACUCCGGCCACAGUGGCGUCAUCAUCCUCACACUCCUUCAACAUCCUGCUGUAUCUGCUGGUCUUCCAGGUCAAAGUGCCUGGUCAGGGCUCUGGCCUGUCAGGCCCCUCCCCCUUAGCUCCUGGCUCUGCCCCCUCACCAGUUCUUCAGCCCAGGACUCUGAUACUGACCAGCAGUGACGUGUUCCUGUUGGACGAGGACUACAUCAGCUACCCUCUGCCAGACUUUGCCAAAGAACCUCCGUCCAGGGAACGGUACCAGCUGCGCGAGGCUCGGAGGAUCCGGGACCUGGACCGGGUCCUGCUGGGCUACCAGACCUACCCACAGGCCUUGACGCUGGUGUUUGAUGACCUUCCGGGUCCAGACCUACUCUGCCAACUUACCAUGGACCACUUUGCCGCAGGGAACCAGGAGGAGACCCCGCCCAGAGGGGGUGGGGCCAGUGGGAGGGCAGACGGAGAGGUCCAGUGGUGUGUGUUUGUCCCUGGAGCCGACAGCAGGGAGAGGCUGAUCUCACUUCUGGCCCGCCAGUGGGAGGCGCUGUGCAGCCGGGAGCUUCCUGUUGAACUGACGGGGUGAUGGAGUUGGCAUGUCACUGCUCUGAUUGGCUGUUUAAAGGUGUCGGUCAACUCUGAACAAAGACCAUCAUACACAGUAUUAGCUGAUGUUGUCUGGAGGACGUCAAUUGUCUGACUUUAAGGACAGACAUGACAGGGUUCAGUGUUCACAGACUUUAUGUAUGUGGAGAACGGAGAUGAGGGAAUACAACAGUGUCCAUCGACUCAUCCAUUUUUAUUCAUCCACUCAUUCAUAUCCAUCCAUCCCUCCAUCCAUCCAUCCAAGGCAAGGCAAGGCAGAUUUAUUUGUAUAGUACAAUUCAUACACAGGGCAAU
Messenger RNA from Sphaeramia orbicularis (orbiculate cardinalfish), 4818 nucleotides. RefSeq names its product nischarin (gene nisch). The transcript has 28 exons. Gene Ontology annotation, cellular component: cytoplasm. Gene Ontology annotation, molecular function: protein binding; phosphatidylinositol binding. Lineage: Eukaryota; Metazoa; Chordata; Actinopteri; Kurtiformes; Apogonidae. The record is from RefSeq and is a predicted model, not a curated record. The coding region runs from base 119 to 4504 and encodes 1461 amino acids.